AUGACUUCCGAUGAUGCUCUCAAGUUUGGCCCGCGAUUGCUUGGUGGUAUGAAACAUAGUAGGCAAAAGCUGCUUUCCAUACGAUGGCUAUGGGCGUUCAAAGACCUUGUCAACAAAGGGGAGCCCACAGAAGAUUUGGAUAUUCCCCUCGCGCCUUGGAGGAAAAGUACCAUCACCUUCGCUCUUGCUCUUGCCGGUUUUAUGGUUGGUAUCGAUCAAUCCAUCAUUGAACCGGCUUUACCCACCAUUGUUGCUCAAUUUUCCUCUCUGUACGAUGUGGGUGCCUAUACUUCGGCAUAUCUUAUUCCACAAUGUGUUCUGCAGCCAGUUUGCAACAGGCUGUACUCAAUAUGCUCAUUCAGCUCGGUGUACCUCAGCUCAGUAUUACUUUUUAUCCUUGGAUCCAUUGUCUGUGCUGUAUCUGAGAGCUCACCAUCUUUCAUCUGUGGUCGAGCUCUCUCAGGAAUGGGGGCUGUAGGUUUGAGUGUUGGCGGCUUUCGAAUGCUGGCUUUGAUGCCAGCGGAAAAGGAACAAAAUGUAUCAAUGGGUGCCUUUUCUCUCAUUCUGGGAUCCAGCGUGGUGAUAGGACCCAUUAUUGGUGGUGCCAUCACUCAAUCCCAUCUUGGGUGGCACUGGCUCUUUUGGAUCAACCUCCCCAUAAUAGGUCUUGUACUACUCUUGGUGAUUGGAGUAACGUAUACAGGCGGGCCUGACCUCAGAGGAGAAAAAUAUGGCUUGAAAAUCUGGGAGAAGCUGGCAUUACUUGACUGGCUUGGAACAAGUUUACUAGCUUUGACUCUCGUGCCUCUGAUAUUGGCUCUCGACUUCGGGCAAACCUAUGGGUGGAAAAGCGCUCGAAGUACGGUCAUGUUUGCUGUUUUUGGUGUAUCCUCUGUGUUGUUAUUGCUGCAGCAGAGAGUGGCAAAGGAGGCCAUAUUCGAACGCGCUAUUCUCUUGAACAGAAGUGUGUGGACUACUACAGGCAUAUUUUUCUGCGCCUUAUCAUCAGUGUCGGUGAUUAUAUUAUUUCUUCCCUUUCUCUUUCAGGUUGUCAAAGAUCUUGAUCCCCGUACCAGUGGGUUUCUUUCGUUCCCUCUUGCAGGGACACUCGCCAUAAGCACGUUCGCUUUCUCCAUCUUAUCUACCAAAGUCCCAUACUUUAAUCCCCUGGCAAUCGGUGGAAACGUUAUCUUUUUGGUAUCAAAUGUGCUUUUUAUUACCCUCGAAUCCAAUUUUUCAGUUGCACAGGUUGUUGGCUAUGAGAUAGUGGCUGGCUUUGGGAUGGGGAUGGCUUGGCUAGCUGAAAUCAUAUAUCCAAGAGCCGUUUUCGACAAACACCAGUUAGCCACCUCGCUGGGAUAUUCGCGUAUGUUGCAACAGAUUGGAUCAGCUGUAGCUGUCCAAAUAUCAGCAGUUGCUUUCACAACCACCUUGACUAGAAACCUAGUCGGCCUCUCGCUAACACCCGAUGAAAUUUCAUCUCUCAAAGAAGGGAGCGGAAUAAACAGCCAUUUAUCUCCUAGCAUAAAAACUGCGGUCACCAAUGCCUACAGCAAGGCCAUAAAAAUAGGUUUGAUACCAUCUUUGAUAUGGGCCGGGUUAGCUCUGUUGUUCGCACUGGUAUUGCCUUGGCCCAUGCUGAACAGAAGUUUAACUGACGAUGAAGAGAAGAGUGAUUGUAGUGGUGGUCAUAGGGAUGUCGCUCUGUCAGUCCUGGUUCCCACUACAGAACCCAGCUCCAUAAGAAACGACUACUCUUCCGUCAGUGGGCCAGAAGGGAACUUACUCUCUAGUCGACUCAGUUUCGAGUCCUUGCACAUGGUAGACAUGUAUGAUGAUGAUGGCCGAUGGACGGGUAUUGCAUGA
Trichoderma virens Gv29-8 is the source of this 1866-nucleotide messenger RNA. RefSeq lists its product as uncharacterized. Bases 1 to 1866 code for a protein of 621 amino acids. The record is from RefSeq and is a predicted model, not a curated record. Lineage: Eukaryota; Fungi; Ascomycota; Sordariomycetes; Hypocreales; Hypocreaceae. Gene Ontology annotation, biological process: transmembrane transport. Gene Ontology annotation, molecular function: transmembrane transporter activity. The transcript has 6 exons.